AUGUCUUUUGAGAAGAAAAGAAAUACCAACAAUUCCCCUCUGUCCGAUUUGUUAAAACACAGCAAAUUGACGUUAUCUGAACAGCUUUCUUGGACUAUCCUGUGGAAUAGAGCGGAUAUUGCACGUUCGGAAAUUUUUACUGGACAGUUAUUACCAAAAAGUAUUUUACACAAUGCAAUGAUGGAAUCACUUAUUCACAACCGUGUUGAUUUUGUCCGACUAUUGCUUGAAAAUGGUGUCAAUAUGGACGAAUUUCUUACAAUUGCUAGAUUAGAAGAAUUAUAUAAUACUGAUCAAGGACCUCCAAAUACUCUUUAUUAUAUUGUUCGUGACGUUGUUAAAAUCCGUGCUGGUUACCGCUAUAAAUUACCACACAUUGGAAUGGCUGUAGAAAAAUUAAUGGCUAAUGGAUUUCGUUCACAUUACACAUCUUCACAUUUUCGUCAAAAAUACAACGAAUAUAGAAGUAAAUUAAAAGUUAGUUUUUCUUUAAUUAUUUUUAAUUUAUUAAAUGCCUAG
This is a messenger RNA of Meloidogyne enterolobii, 519 nucleotides long. The record is from the annotation of a GenBank genome assembly. Lineage: Eukaryota; Metazoa; Nematoda; Chromadorea; Rhabditida; Meloidogynidae.